Molecule: messenger RNA, 983 nt
Organism: Camponotus floridanus (Florida carpenter ant)
Lineage: Eukaryota; Metazoa; Arthropoda; Insecta; Hymenoptera; Formicidae
Gene: trsn
Product: translin
Exons: 5
Coding region: 109-822 (237 amino acids)
Biological process (GO): RNA metabolic process
Cellular component (GO): nucleus; cytoplasm
Molecular function (GO): RNA binding; single-stranded DNA binding; sequence-specific DNA binding
Source: RefSeq, a predicted model, not a curated record
GGAUUGACCUUACCGACAGAAUUGAUCGGUGCAUGAUUUACACGCAAAUCCAGUGUCACGCGGUAACAAUUAUUCCUCGGGAACGGGAACGGGAACGGGAUAGACACAAUGUCUACGAGAAUAACGGACAUUUUUAAUUCCUUCCAGGAUUAUCUAAACAACGAACAAGAAAUACGCGAGCAAAUUCGUGUUAUUGUCAAGGAUAUUGAGAAGAGCGCCAGAGACAUUUUGAUGAUAUUACAAAAUAUUCACAAUACAGUAUAUGAUGCGGUAAACGAGAAUAUAAUUGUAGCAGAAUAUUGUACAAAGGCAAGAGAAAUAUUUGGCGAAGUGAGAAUACAAUAUGCAAAUCUCGCUAAAGUAGUACCAAAUAAUCAGUAUUAUCGUUAUCAUGAUCAAUGGCGCUUUGUUACUCAGAGACUAUGCUUUUUAGUUGCUCUAGUUAUAUAUUUAGAAAUUAAAGUUUUGGUUACCAAAGAUACAGUCGCAGAAAUAUUAGGAGUAAAGGAUAACAGGGAAGAAGGUUUUCAUUUAGAUUUAGAAGAUUUCUUGUUGGGCCUACUUCAAUUAUCUUCAGAAUUGAGUCGUUUUGCUGUAAAUAGUGUCACCAAUGGUGAUUACGAUCGGCCAAUAGAAAUUGCAAGAUUCGUCAAUGAAUUAAAUGCUGGCUUUCGACUAUUAAACUUAAAAAAUGAUAUGUUGCGGAAACGUUUCGACGCCCUUAAAUAUGAUGUAAAAAAAAUCGAAGAGGUAGUGUACGACUUGUGUAUCCGCGGUUUAAAACCCUCUCCUCGGCCUACUGAAGAAACACCGACUGUAUAAAUCUUUUUUUAUAUUUUUUUGCAAUCUUUUACAUUAAUAUACCUCCAUAUACAUAAGAGUACAAUGAGCAUAAUGAGCAUAAUGAGUACAAUGAGUCGUGCAAAAACAUGGUGAGUUCAUAUAAUAUAUAGCAAAAAUUUAUAUAUAUUUUUUGUUUAGUU